GUUUAAAUUCAUAUUUGAAAGAUAACUAUCCAUAUAUAAUAAUAGAUAUAUAAAUUAUCAAGAAAAGAGAAAUCAUAAUAACAUUUCUAAACUGUCCAAACCUCACGAAUGAAUAAAAAGUUAGAUUUACAUUGGAUCUUUCUUAAAUCUUCCGUCUUAUGUGCCUCCAAAUAUCUUCCUUUGUUGGGGUGGCAAUUUCCCACCUGAACCUCACCAAGCCUAUAAAUUCGAACCGCACCGAGAGCCCAAAAUUCCCGGAAAGUUUGCAAGAGCCAGCGUGACCCGAAGAAAACAUACAGUUAACCCAAUCAUCGGCAACGUCAGCUUCCACAUUUUCCGAAUCUGUCCUCUCUCUUUUGGCACUGAAAGUGAAAAACAAAAUCGUUUUUAUUGUUUGAUAUUUCUCAAAAGAAGCUGGGGCGUGAUCACCAAAAUUAAAACCUUCAGAUCUUUGAAUUCAGAACUAUGUGGAGAAGGCUACUGAUUCCACAACUAAAAACCCUAGCCACAGUUCCACGCCGAUCCCCUUCUAAAACGCCGCUGCUUCAGUUCAAAUGUUCCGUUUCUCCAUUGCCUUCCUCAUCGCUCCUCACUCGCCACUUAGCUGCCGGGUCAGGUUGUAUACACAUGUGAAAAAGAGGGUUGAGGAUGUAAUGCCCAUCGCCACUGGUCAUGAGCGCGAGGAGCUUGCUGCUGAGCUUGAGGGAAAGAAAAUCCUUGAAGAUGUAAACAAUCCUGUCGGUCCUUUUGGCACAAAGAGGAUGAGCAUGAUGGUGUUUGGUUUUGGCUGGAGAAAGGCAAGCUGCAUGAGUGUCCAGUUUGUUCACGGUAUUUUGUGUUGGAAGUUGUAGGUCCUGGAGGACCUCCGGAUGGACAUGGAGACGAUCAUCAUUUAUUGCAACUCAGUUGUUCCUAUUGGAAUAAAAUUGGAGUAAGAUGGAAUGAUGUCCAGUAUACGGUGCACCUUCAAAUGCUAAAAUCUUCAUGUCUUGUUUGAUUCCAAUUGGGCGGCAGUUGCCCUCGCAACAUUUGAGAUGGUAUGACUUUUUCUUUUUUGGGCAAUCUAGAGACGGUGGUCUGUUUGAACUAUGAAUCUUCUUAGGUGAACUUUUAAUGCGUUGGCAGAUAAUCUAUGGCUGCCUUUCCAUUGUUUCGUGAAAGAAACUUGCUGGCGUUAAACCAUUAUUCUGGUUUUGCUGGCGUAACUUUGGAAUAUUGAAUCUGAAAUUCACUGGUAACUUUUCAUCA
Molecule: messenger RNA, 1248 nt
Organism: Gossypium arboreum
Lineage: Eukaryota; Viridiplantae; Streptophyta; Magnoliopsida; Malvales; Malvaceae
Product: cytochrome c oxidase subunit 5b-2, mitochondrial-like
Exons: 5
Coding region: 555-851 (98 amino acids)
Biological process (GO): mitochondrial electron transport, cytochrome c to oxygen
Cellular component (GO): mitochondrial envelope
Source: RefSeq, a predicted model, not a curated record